AUGGUAGAUUAUUGGGCUACAUUGGAUAUGGAUAGAACUGACAUUGAAGAUCGAUUCCGUAUUGUAAGGAGACACUUGGAUGACCUGGGUUAUCACCAAACAUUGCCUUUGGAAGCCCUUCCACUGGUGGAACGAUUGUUCUAUGAUCUACUUCAUACAACAGAUAGCUUGAAAAGGUGCAAGGAAAAGGGUGAAAAAUUGGAAAAGGAAAAGGCAAAUAUCAGUGCAGCACUACAGCCAUAUCAAGAGGAGAAUGCAGCAUUGUUAAAGGAGAACAAUGAACUCAAUUGGAAAAUUCUACGGCAGAAAGAAGAAUUUGAUAAAGAACUGAUGGGCUAUCAGGUGGAGAUACGGCGACUGAAAAAUGAGAUACAGGACUUAGGAUUUUUCAAUGAACGCUAUGCAAAUCAAGUGAAAUCUCUUCAAUUAGAUCUGAAGAAGAGGGAGAUGAAACUAAGCCAACUAUAUGAUGGCAAUAAUCAAGCUGUGAUCGUUGUCUCAGGAAAUGGAGGGAAGAAACAAAUGCCUGUGAGGAAACAGCAGAUGGAAAUUACAUCUCUCCUACCACCUUCAAAAGAUGCUCUGAAAGAGAAAUACUCCUCAAGAAACUCAGAAGAUCGAUAUUCUCUGGAUUUAAUUGAAAUGGCUGACAAAAGAAUGACACAGUUGGAGGAGAAGUUACAAAAAUUGCAUAAGGAGCAUAACCUAUGCAAAGAUGACAUGGCUCAACUGCAAAAUAAGGAUACAAGUGGCAGCAAAUUGAGGAGAGAGCACUUUGAAUCAGAAAUCAAAGAAAUGGAGGUCCUUCAGGCAUCACAAGAGAAGGAAAUCAAGAGACUUCGUGAAGAGAAUUGUCGUCUCAUUGAGAUGAUCGAGCUUCUUGAUAAACAGAAUUCCAAAGUGGGGAAAGAUUCUGCUGAUACCAGAACCAAAGAGAAAAGCACCAGGCCAGAAGUGGAACCCUUAACAAGACCAUCAAGUGCUGACAGAGACAAAAGUGCCAGAAUAAAGCGUGUGGAAAACCUACGAAGAGAAAAGACAGCUACGAGAAGCAAACCCAAUACACAGAAUCAGUGCUAUGAUGAGGACACUCAGAAAAUCCUGGAAGGGAUUGAAAGGUUGAAGAUGAAGAAAGUGGCUAUAUCCCGUAGUGCCAGUACAGGAGAUGUCAUGUUACAAAGGGACAUUCAAUCAUCCUCAUCAUCAUCAGAACCUGGGACAUGCAGAGAAGUGAGACAUGCAGUAUCAAGACAAUUGGCAGCUCCUGAUCAGGAUAGGAAGGAGAAGGAUUCCAAGGAGGUACUGAUUCAGGCUCUGAGAAAUGAAAUGAAAAGCCUUCAGAAUGAGAUGAAGAGUCUGCGGCAUGAGAAUGAUCAACUGACUUGGGAGAGAAAUAGGACACGUACUCAAAUUGGCCCUGCAUCCUGGAUUCCUGAUGGAGUGAGUGGCUCGGCACAGCAAUGGUCAAGAGACUCUAGGGUCACCUUGCAGGAGGAGACUCAUCUGACAUCUGCUGCUUCUGAUUUAAGAUCCACAUCAGUUGCUUUCCCAUCUGGAGGAUUGAGAUUGCCCCUGCAGCAACAGCAACAACUACAUCCACCUCCACCACCAUCACAACUCCCACAACAAUCCCACCUCCAGAUCUCCAAACAAGAUACCAUGUCUCACCAAAUCCCUUCUGGUGCAACCAUUUCUCACCAAAUCCCUUCUGGUGCAACCAUUUCUCCCCCAUCCCUGCCUGGGAAUAGUUCUGGGGUCUCAGUUCAACCUUGGAUACCACAAAUGAGUGCUGCUGCUCCUCAACCUGUGCUGUCUGUUCCUGUGAUUUCUAGUAAUGGAACCCAACCCCCACUUCAAACUCACCUUCAGACAUCAAGCAUGUUGCCUCCAUCAUAUCAAAUAUUUCAGCCACAGCCACAAAGUCAGACUACAACCCCUCAUGUUCUUGAAAUACCUUCAUAUGAAGCUCCUACUUCUGCCUUUAGGCACUUUCUCCCACCUCAUUCUAAUGUAGAGGGAACUGUAGCUCCACCUGGACAUAUUCCUGCCAUUCAGGUUACAUCUCAGCCUUCUUUGUAUUUUCCAACUGCAAGUGCUGGUGCAUCAACUGUCUUACCAAAUACACAACGUCAGUCCUUUAGAGAUGACGUGGAUCCUCAUUCCCAGGCAUAUCCGCAACCAUACUCGGUUGGUGUUUGGCCUAGUGCAUCUCAAGUACCAUCCAUACCUACUGUUAUCCCACAGAGACCUCCUCAAAAUGCAAAUAUAAGUGCCUCUGUUAUGUCCUUACCCCUCUACCAUGGUAAUGAAUCUAAUGGUCUCUUGGACUACAACAAGGGGAGGGUUACAACUGGAACUGCACCAGUGGACAUAACUCUUGCUCCAGUUUCCCUACCAGAUGGAAGAUUUCAGAGUGUUACACUGGGGGAGGGUCAGGGGAGAAGACAAGAGACAAAUUCAGGAACCUUUCAGCAAAAUGGAAAUAUUCAUCCAGCUUCUCAAGAAAUAGGGCAAGGGACCAGAAGGGUAGAAUCACAGUCUCAAGAUGUUUUUUCAUCAUACCCUCCUCAGUACACUCUGGCACCAUCCUCCAUAUCCCAGUCUGUUUUGACUGAUUCUCAUUUUCCACAUCAACCUGUGUCUGCGGCUAUCACAACAUUGCACAUCCCUCAACCUGUGUCUUCAGCUGUCACAACAAUGCACAUCCCUCAACUUGGGUCUUCAGCUGUCACAACAAUGCACAUCCCUCAACCUGUGCCUUCAGCUACCACAGCAAUGCAUAUCCCUCAACCUGGAAGCCAGACUGGGUCGGCUUUAUCUGCACAUGUUUUCCCUUCAUUGGAACCAUCUUUGCCAAGUGUCAUCUCCCACACAGGAGGAAUUCGUGUUCCUGAGUUGUCUACAGUGGGGUUGCCAUACUCUGCACCAUCAACUCAUGUCACUUUCACUUCAACAGCCACCUCUCAUGCAAGACCCCUUGUGGAUCAGCCAUUUGAGACAGGAACACCAGGCAAUCAUGGGGAUUAUCAGGUGUAUACACUCAUGAAUGAAAAAGAUAUUGCUCAAAUCUCUGCAACUGCAAUGCCUAGUGCAGCAUUUCAUGUGCCUCAGGCAGGAGGUCCUCUUCCUGCCACUUCUAUUGCCUUCACCUUGCCUGCCACAAGUAGGGAUUAUAGUGAAAGUUCUCAAUGGCCUCCUCUAGGAACCCCAAGCACAGUUCCAAUUGCCCAAGAAAUGCAGAGGGUGCGCUCCCUGGAGGAUGAAGUGAUCAGGUUGAGGUCAGAAACUGAACGACUUCGUAACGAGAAAGACUGUCAACAGAGGGAGGUGAAUUCAUUGCAAGGGUUGCUGCAAGGAAUCCGAGCUGGACAGCCCCCUUCUCAGUAUGACCAAUUGCGGAUUCAAGAAUUGGAAAGGCAGAAGUUGGAACUCCAAGAGAUGCUGCCUCACUACACGCAACAGUUGAACCAAAUGCGGGAAGACCAUCGGAGAUUGCAGAGAGAAAGAGAUGAUGCCAAGGCUGCAAUUGAAUCCAUGAGAGAAGGACUGUAUCGUAGCAAAGAACAACAGGAGCCUCGAUCCAGCUAUGUUGUUGAAGGAUCAGCUGCUGUCCAGAUGCUCAUCACACGAUUAGAGAAUGAGAAGGUAGCAAUGAGACAGGAGCUUGCUCGGGUCAAGUCAGAUCGUGACACCUUGAUGGAGAGAAUGAAGGCUGUAACAGAUAUCCAGCGAGGUGAGAAAGGACAUUAUGAUGGCCAGUUGAAAGCAUUGAAAUUGCAAGUGGUGAACUUGGAGAAAGAGAGACAGGAAACUGUGGCGAGGAUGAAUUCCCAGAAGGUUCUAGUAGCCACAUUGCAAGAGCAAGUGAAGGGCCUUCAGCAAACCCUUCAAGCCACUAAGACUCAGGCUGACCAGCAGAGGACCAAUGCUGGACAGAUGAGGUAUCUGGCUGAGCAGACUGAGCGUAAUUUGAGAGAUCUUCAGGAGCAGAUGACAUUAAAAACUGCAAAGCUGCAGACAUCAUCCCAAAAAGCAGAAGAUUUGUUAAAGGAGACAGGAAGCCUAAAGGAGGAGAUGGAAAAAAUGCGGAAUCAACUCUCUGAUUCGAGAGCAGCCAUUGCCACUUUGGAUCGAGACAAAGAUGCUAUGCAGAAUGCUUUGGAUGAGAAGGCAGAGAGAAUUCAAGCUUUAGAGGAGGAGAAGAAUGGAUUGCAAGAAAAGUGUGCUGUAUUGCAAGCUAAGGUCUCUGCCAUGGAAACAAAGCUGGACGGUAGUAAUUCCCUGCAGGCUCUGGUGGAAGAGCCUUAG
This is a messenger RNA of Darwinula stevensoni, 4308 nucleotides long. The record is from the annotation of a GenBank genome assembly. Lineage: Eukaryota; Metazoa; Arthropoda; Ostracoda; Podocopida; Darwinulidae.